This is a messenger RNA of Empidonax traillii (willow flycatcher), 1216 nucleotides long. It is a transcript of the gene FAM228B, whose product is annotated as family with sequence similarity 228 member B. The coding region runs from base 259 to 756 and encodes 165 amino acids. The record is from RefSeq and is a predicted model, not a curated record. The transcript has 7 exons. Lineage: Eukaryota; Metazoa; Chordata; Aves; Passeriformes; Tyrannidae.
GCCCGUGGCCACGUCCCGCCCAGGAACAGGGUGUGGGUGCCGGCCCUGCGGCCGGGCUGCCCCGGCCCUGUCCCCGGGGACAGCUCCUCCUCGUCCCGAGGGGCUGUGGGUGCUGGGAGAGAGGCUGUUUUCCCCGGCGGAAGGACGUGGAGGGGCUCUACAACAACCGUGAGCGGAUUUACAGCAUCCCUAUCCCAGAAGAACAAAACUAACUGGAGGGAAAGGAAAUCUGUCAAAGAUAGAUAGACCAAGGAGCCCAUGGCACCUUUGCAGAUUAUUCCAACCAUGCACAGUGGGAAGAGCUCAGAGAUUUCCUGGCUAAAAAACAUGACACAUCUGAGACCUGUGAGAGAACCUGAUCAGCCACGGCCCUGGCGGGUAACACCUGACCAAAGCCGAGACAUCCUUGCUUCUGUUCAGUGCAUCUUGGACAGAGAAAAUUGUUUUGUGAGGGAGGUGGACAGAUACCUGAGGCACAAUGAUUUCCUAAACCUGAGGAAGAAGGAGAUUGUGUACAAGGAAUGGCUUAAGGAUGUUUUAGAGCCAGUGCUGCAGAAAAUCGAGGACAAAAUGAGCAGCCAGUCAAUUGAAGAAAUGCAGAAAAGGAAACAAGAACAAUUAUCUCAGUAUUUAAACUACUGUAAAAAGAAGGGCUACGUGUUUUUGGACCAUUUUGACCCAUCAGAGUACGAUCCAUUCUCCCAGAAGAUGUGCACAGACUGCUGGAAGGAUGGAAGUCAUCAAUCACCACAAUGACAGCAAGAGCCAAUGAUGUCACCUGUCCCCUGGCUGACCAGAGCAGCAAGCACAGCCAGCAGAAGGCACCCUUUGUAAAACAGGUUACAUCUGCUGCCAAAGCAAGUCAUAACAGCCCAAGUCUUCUGGCAAACUGCAAUAAACUUAUUAUCUUGAUCGUGGUUCUGGAGUGGUGUUACCCAGCAGCCAAAGAAACGUUUGGGAUGCUGCUCCAAUUCUUGCCAGCUCCAGUUCAUGCUCUAAAUGCCAAAAUCCGCUGUUUUAGGAGAUUUAACUUAGGCUCAGCUCAACAAAGAUUGUGCUGGUGUUCUCUCCUGAACACAGUGUACAAGCAGUAAAUCAAACUUUUAACAUACAUAUAUGGUGUUCUGAGGAAGCAGGAAAUGAGUAGGGGAGAGGAGAUGGGAAGUGCUUUUCAGAGUCUGUGCUGAGCAGCAGCUGAGCCAGUGCCCCACAGACC